This is a messenger RNA of Myripristis murdjan (pinecone soldierfish), 1852 nucleotides long. Its product is annotated as translocon-associated protein subunit alpha-like. Lineage: Eukaryota; Metazoa; Chordata; Actinopteri; Holocentriformes; Holocentridae. Bases 53 to 913 code for a protein of 286 amino acids. Gene Ontology annotation, cellular component: endoplasmic reticulum membrane; endoplasmic reticulum. The transcript is spliced from 9 exons. The record is from RefSeq and is a predicted model, not a curated record.
CCUCUCUGCUGACUGCUGAUGUGUUACUAACCCCGAGCUGAAAGCCUGCAAAAUGUUCAAUUUCGGAUCGAAACUACUUCUACUCUUUCUCCUUGCCUUUCCCUGUGGAUUAAUAUCCAUCGGCCAUGUGUCUGCAGACUCAGACUCCACUGAGGACAUUGGCCUAGAUGCUGCCGUUGACGAGGAGGAAGAGGAAGAGGAAGAUGAGGUGCUAGUGGAAGAGGAUCAGUUGCCAAACUCGGAAAUGGACGGUGACGCUGACGAUGACUCGGAAGCCGCUGAUAUAACGUCUCACCCGGAUGCCGACACAACCAUCAUCUUUGUGACUGGAGAAGAGUUCCCUGCCAAUGAAAUCGUGAAGUUCCUGGUGGGCUUCACCAACAAGGGGACUCAGGAUUUCAACGUUCAGUCUCUGGAGGCCUCCUUCCGCUACCCUCAAGACUUCCAGUUCUACAUUCAAAAUUUCACAGCUUUGCCUCUGAACACUGUAGUGCAGCCUCAGAAACAGGCCUCCUUCGAGUACUCCUUCAUCCCCGCCCAACCCAUGGCUGGUCGUCCUUUCGGUCUUGUUAUCCUCCUCAACUAUCUUGACAGUGAGGGCAAUGCAUUCCAGACUGCUAUUUACAACCAGACAGUCACCAUCACUGAGCUAGAGGAGGGACUGGAUGGAGAGACUAUGUUCAUGUACAUUUUCCUGAUUGGACUGGUGGUCCUGAUGCUCUUCGGCAUGUACCAGGUCCUGGAGUCGAGGACGAAAAAGAGAAUCCCAGUGAAAAUAGAAAAGGGCACUGGUGGGAUGAGCGACGUGGACAUCAGCUGGAUUCCUCAGGAAACCCUCAAUGUCAUGAACAAGGCAUCUCCUAAAACAUCUCCACGGAAACGAACCAAGAGGGCAGCCGGAGCGGAUCAAUAAAUCAGCCAUCACACUGUCUAUCAGACCUCCAGAGCUCACAGUCACCUGACUCCCAUUUACAACUGCUCAGUAUUCCCGGAAUCCAAUUUCCAGCUCAAGCAGUGUCGUUUGAUAUGUUUGUGUUGAACUAGCCUCUCGCCUGCACCGCCAAAGCUUUUUGCUCCAUCCUACCAUCGAGCAUCCCUGGACACUAAUGCUCCGGUCAGAGCGGGAACACUUAGACACUACUUCUGCUGGACACUGGCACAACUGAACUGUGUUCACUUUUUAAAGGGAUUUUUUUUUUUUUUUACCAGUAUGUGUGUGUGUGAAACUUAAUUUUAAAUACAGGAAUUGACUCACUGUGCAAACUCUGAAAAACAAGGGGUUGCGAUAAAUUUUGACCCCAAAAAAACACAGCUGGAAUAUUUCAGAGGCAGAUUCGGUAACACCUCUUUGUCUGUGUGAAAGCUGUGAAGUCACAAGGGUACACUGCAGUUUAAUGGCAUUUUAUUUGGGUCCUCGCAAUCUGCCUCAGUGUGGGAUUGAGUGGACACAUUCAAAACACCAGAUGAGAUGGAUCCUGCUAACAAAUUCCUUCCAGACUUACAUAAAAACACCAUCGAGCCAUAUCAGCACUGUAACGGCGGUGGCCUGAAAAUACCUUCCGUCAACAAAACGUAGAAACAGAUGGUUCAUAUUUUUUUCUCACUGGUGCUCAUGUAUUUUUAGUAUUCAGCAACAUAUUUCUAAAGUUUCGUUUCAGUCAGGGCCAAUGGCAGCUGCCAAUCACAAGCACAAUUUAAGCAGAAAAUUAGUUUGGUUUCUGUGGGACACUCACCUGUUUUGUAAGAGGCUCAGCAGAGCAUUUUGAACGUUUGUCUUGUUCAAAUGGUACAAAAUGAUCAAGUGUGGCUUAAGGUGCCAUAUUAUCAGAUCGCCACACCACAAAGAAUAAAA